Messenger RNA from Notodromas monacha, 1895 nucleotides. NCBI's taxonomy places the organism in Eukaryota, Metazoa, Arthropoda, Ostracoda, Podocopida, Cyprididae. The record is from the annotation of a GenBank genome assembly.
AGGGUUUUCCUUGUCCCAAUCCACCGACCCGAUUAAUCAGUGUCGGCGCUGACCUGUGAUAUGAUAUUCGCGAAUGUUCAACAAUAAUGAAAAAACUGCUUCAUCUCGGAAAGAGUGAUCAUCCCGGGGGUAAAGACGGAUGUUCGAGCUUCAUCGGUAAAGUGUACAACUUGGGGAAACUUCACCUCACCGUCGAAGACACCAUAGCAGAAGGUGGCUUUGCGCUGGUCUUCCUCGCCAAAGCUUCUAACGGUGUCCAUUAUGCCUUGAAACGAAUGUACGUUAACAAUGAGUACGAUCUGCACGUCUGCCGUCGGGAGAUAAAAAUUGUGAAAGAACUGGGGCAGCACAAGAACAUCGUGAAAUAUGUAGAUCAUUCCAUAAAUGCCGUUGGCGGUGGUGUUUACGAGGUUUUGCUCUUGAUGGAGUAUUACCGAGGCCAUGUUCUCCAGCUGAUGAACGAGAAACUCGGUGUUGGGCUGAGUGAGACAGAAGUUCUCACGAUUUUCUGUGAUGUGUGUGAAGGAGUGUCUCGACUUCAUCAUUGUCAAACUCCGAUUGUGCACCGCGACUUGAAGGUGGAAAACAUUCUCGCGAGUGAAAGAGGAAAUUACAUUCUCUGUGAUUUCGGGUCCGCCACUCCGAAGGUAAUCAACCCGUGUUCCAAUAUCAAAUCCGCCGAGGAGGAAAUAUCAAAGUACACCACGUUAGCUUAUCGUGCGCCCGAAAUGAUUGAUCUGUAUUCGGGAAAGACUAUCGAUACCCGUGCCGACAUUUGGGCUCUCGGGGUGCUUCUUUACAAGCUCUGCUACUUUACCUUGCCAUUCGGGGAAAGUUUGCUCGCGAUUCAAAGCGGGUCAUUUGCCAUUCCUGAAACCCCGAAGUAUUCUUCGGGACUCGUGAAACUCAUCCGUUACAUGCUUGAGCCUGACGUAGACAAGAGACCAGAUAUUUUCCAGGUUUCAUACGUAGCAUUCCAGUUGUUGGGAAAACCGUGUCCGGUGAUUAACCUGAAACAUUCAGAAGUACCGAAUAUUGAGCGUUUGUUGGACCCCACCUCGUCACAACCGAAACCCAAUGGAACGUCGCCAAAGGCCGUGAUGUCAUCUCCUGCGUCACAAUCAUCCCUGGGCAGUGUGAUUGAGUCUACGAGUGUUGCUCCUAGAAAACGACCGAAAGCACCCGGAAAGACUGCAUCUACGCCUGGACAAUUUCCUUUGCCCGUUGCUGCGCCUGUAUUGCCAAAACCGCCGCAGAAGACUGAGACGACGAAUGUUGUUAUCUCACCCAAAAUCGCGCAGAACUUGUUUCCUCCGGACUCGGAUUUCACAGAAGUCCUCGCCAAACCCGCCGUGGAAGCGCAAGUGUUUGGUUUCCCCAUGUCAACCAAGAACUCGGACGGAAGCUGUCAUUCCAUGGUGUCCAUCACCCCGCCUAACCUGUGCUCGUCGAAACCCGACGCCGACUCUGACCCUCGUCGCCACCGCCGCAACGUCUCGGACACUUCCGCCUUCAACAAGCAGUUUGCGUUGGAAACGACGCAGUUUUUGGCGCCUUUCGAAGCCUCGGCGCCGUUUGUACCCUUGGACUCGACGAACGUCUUGGAGAAUGCCAUGGAGCACAUGAACAUGGACCCGAACCUCGUGAGACGAGUGUCGAGCUCGGCGUCUCAUACUCAGAUUUUUGUGAGUGCCAAGGUGGCGGCGCCGCGAGGGUCGCUUUGGAAUCCGUUUCAGGAACCCGGGGACUUUCCCGCUGACUUUGCCGAGCAACCGCGGAGGGCUUCAGUUACGAGUGGUGGUGUUACAGUGGGCGGAUCCGCGAACCAAUUGAGCAUGAGUGAAGAUCCUUUUGGUGCUGCACCGUUUUCUCUUCCUCCAGGUGUUCUCUUCUAG